CUUCUUCCCUGUUUCACUAUCCUCAUCAACACGGUGUCAGCGCCGAACAAGUGAAGGCAUCAUGAAUAACCAGUGAGGGCCUGAUGUCGAACAUUUUUUAACACACUGUAUUAUUAUUAUUAACGCUGUACCCACGCUAGUGUACUCUGUACCGCUGAUAUUCGAGUGACAUUGGCCAUUAUCAUUUGUUAUUAACGUGGCAAAACGGUUGGCCUUCGGCUUUUGACAUCAGCUAGCUAUCAAGCUCGGUUUAACUUGUCAACACUUCUGUGAAAGAUGGCCGACAACGGAGCCCACACGACUGAAGAGGACCCAGCCGCGGCUUUCCUGGCUCAACAGGAGAGCGAGAUCGCGGGGAUAGAGAACGACGGCGACAACGGCGACAACGACGGCGACGGCUUUGGGUCGCUGGAAGGAGCGAACGGCCACCAGCCGGCUCAGCCUCAGCCCACCAGCUAUGACGGUUUUGAAGACGAGCCUGCCACGGUGAAUGGAGACCUGUUUCAGGAAUCCAAUGGUCCAACAGACAACUAUGCAGCCAUUGCACAGGUGGAUAUUCAGAGACAAGAGCCGGAGAGUUUACGCAAAUGGAGGGAAGAGCAGAAGACACGACUUGAAGCAUUAGACACAGCAUCCAAGGCAGCAGAGGCAGAGUGGAAAGAAAAAGCCAAAAAGGAGCUGGAGGACUGGCAUGUGCACCAGGCUGAGCAGAUGGAAAAGAACAAGGCCAACAACAGGAUUGCUGACAAGGCUUUCUACAAACAACCCAACUCUGAUGUUAUAGGCUUUGUAGCGUCAGAGGAGGCUUUCCUGGCAGAUAGUGAUGGCGACAGUCCAACAGGAACAGAAUGGGAGAGAGUAGCCCGUCUCUGCGACUUCAAUCCCAAAACCAACAAACAGGCAAAGGAUGUUUCUCGAAUGCGUUCAGUCCUCAUCUCUCUCAAACAGACGCCUCUAGUCCGCUGAAGGAAAAUGUUUGUUCUAGUAACAUUGCCUUUUCAGUUACAUCACAAGAGUUCGUAUGCCAUUUUCCACAAUUGUACUGGUAUGUUUUUAACCUUUAAAAACUUUUGCUUUUCACCUCAAUAACACACGUAGCCUCUCCUCUCUCUUGUGAGACGUUAAAACUUGGUAAUGCAUAAGAAAAUAUUGUUACUGUACCUUAAGUAUUUUCCUUCCCUUUUAACUUAGAGAAUGUUUUUAAUCAACUUCAUCGCACGUCUCUGCCAACAUUUUUAGUUUUUAGUAUUUGCAUUGUGGUCAAUGUCAAACACUGACUGACAAUAGUUCAGAAUUAGAUUGUAAACACUUGUGCCUCAUCAUUAUACAAUUAUAAACAUUUAACUUUUGUUGUGUUACAAUCCUAGUUAAAUUAACAUAUUUUUCUCUCAUACAUUUUAUGCUUAUGGCCUUUUUGAUCUCACUCUUACUACACUGUGGGUAUUUAGCCAGAGGGAUUUUCUCUUCAAUUAGAUUUCAGCAAAAAAAACAACUGACAACCAAAGAUUUCUGCUCAGUCUCCGCUAACAUCUAAAUCAUCACAUGAUUUACAGCUGGGCAGUUUCUCAUUUCACUGCUUUUCUCAGCAAAAGGGUUUAUGCACCAUUUUGUGUUACACUACAUGUUUUUUUUAUAUUUUAAAAACUGAAAUCAAUAGAUUGUCAGCAGUGAUGUCCGCACAUUGUUUCACAUGUUGCCUAUUUGGAGAGAAAGGGUCCUGAUGGAGAAUGUUAAAAGGGAACUGGAAAAUCAAAUAAUUGUAGUAUGAUCCCCUGAAUUAAUUUAUCUUAAGCUAUUUACUGGCUAAGACUGAUGCCAAUCCAAAUACCCUGGAGAUAAUCACUUGAUUCCCAGUUUGACCAGUCCAUUAAAUGGUUAAAAUGUGAGGCCCAGUGGCAGCAUUCAUCCUUUCAUACUCUCAGGCCCAAACUCAUGAAGACCAUCACGUCUGCUGCUGGGAAACGGUCAUGAUUUGAUUAAUUUUCUCACCUUUGUUAGCAUUAACACAGAUCCAAUAAUUAAUAUCCAAAGAAAAGAGCAAGUCAUGUUUGUUUUAACUUCAUGAGUGUCACACACAUGAACACUGGAAUACCUCAGCACAGGUCUUUCAUUCUUUCAAUCAUGAGUCAUGGUCUGAGAGUUCAAGAUGGAUGUUGGGACCGAAUGUGUCUAAAUCUAACAUCCACUCAUGUCAAUCUGCUCACCCCAGCCAAUAAUAUAUACACAAACCUCACAAACUUUCCCCUGUGAUUUUUCUUUUUCUUUCAAUGAAUGUUGAAUAAAGGUUGUUUAAGAAAUUGAUGACCCCAGAA
Messenger RNA from Solea solea (common sole), 2312 nucleotides. It is a transcript of the gene cltb, whose product is annotated as clathrin, light chain B. Gene Ontology annotation, biological process: clathrin coat assembly; intracellular protein transport; clathrin-dependent endocytosis. Gene Ontology annotation, cellular component: synaptic vesicle membrane; plasma membrane; clathrin coat of trans-Golgi network vesicle. The coding region runs from base 277 to 966 and encodes 229 amino acids. The record is from RefSeq and is a predicted model, not a curated record. Gene Ontology annotation, molecular function: clathrin heavy chain binding; structural molecule activity. NCBI's taxonomy places the organism in Eukaryota, Metazoa, Chordata, Actinopteri, Pleuronectiformes, Soleidae. The transcript is spliced from 6 exons.